AUGGAAACCUACCCGCGGACAAGUCCGAAGGCUAGGAAGGUCCAGCAGAAGGCCGCGAGAUACUACAUGCACGACAACAAGCUCAUCCGCAGAUCAUACUCCGGCCCUCACCUUACCUGCAUAAAAUACCCUCAAACACUUGAGGUCCUCUGCAAAAUUCACGACGGCGAGUGUGGCAACCACUCUGGGGGCAGGUCACUCGCCCAGAAGGCUCUAAACAUAGGCUACUUCUGGCCUACCAUGCGCCACGACUCCGCUGAAUAUGUCAAAAAGUGUGAUCGUUGCCAGCGAUACAAGCCGAUCCCUAACUUGCCUGCCGAAGUUUACCAUCUGCAAAAUAGUCCAUGGCGAUUCAUGCAAUGGUCAUUGACUUAG
Molecule: messenger RNA, 375 nt
Organism: Prunus armeniaca (apricot)
Lineage: Eukaryota; Viridiplantae; Streptophyta; Magnoliopsida; Rosales; Rosaceae
Source: the annotation of a GenBank genome assembly